Eriocheir sinensis (Chinese mitten crab) is the source of this 7648-nucleotide messenger RNA. Its product is annotated as protein pygopus-like. The coding region runs from base 4703 to 5971 and encodes 422 amino acids. Lineage: Eukaryota; Metazoa; Arthropoda; Malacostraca; Decapoda; Varunidae. The record is from RefSeq and is a predicted model, not a curated record. The transcript has 5 exons.
AAACAGUAAUAAAGAAAGAUGCAUGUUGGUCAUCACUCGCCGGGCUGAGCAGAACAUUAAUAAUAUAAUAUUAUCCAUGCAGCAGACGUCCCCGCCGGGUGUCGGCGAGGGCAAGGCGCCGCGUGCAGCGCCGCGGCGGAGCUUCAAGCCGCGGCGCGAGACUAGCCAGGGAGUGGCCUGAAGCGGCACCAGAUAGGCGGUGAUCGAUCAUUUAUGCAAUGCUCCUACAGGACAUAAAAUCAUUUAAUAAAUUAAUUUGUAGUAAUAGUUAUGAAGAUAAAUUAUCUGUAGUAUUUCCUUUGCCGCUCUGUUGUGGUUGUUGCUUCUGAGAGCAGUUUGUUGUAUCUUGAUCUGUAAGAAUCGCAAAACUAUACAGGACCUGCAUCAGAAUCUGUUUUUAGGUGUUGAUCAAAGAAAAGAAGCCGUCUUAAUAUAUUUCUAUGAUGGGGAACAAGAACUAAUCGCUGCUUGUAUACCGCUGUACAGCUGAGAGACACGUCUGUGCCGCAAACUCCUCCAGCACUUCUUGCACAGUCCGUCGCGGCGCUAAGAUGCCCGCCGGCCGCCCAGUCUACGGACCUGAGUCACUGGUGAGGGCGAGAAAAGCCGAGGCGAUGACAGGAGCCGCGGCGCCGCCUGCCAAGACCACGCGAGCCCCGGACUGUCGCUCAGCUCCUCGCCUUCAGCCCUCCCGCCGCUACACUCCAAGGAGGAGCCAGAGGAGCGGAUGGGUGAAGUGAGCAGGUGGCUGGUGCGAUUUCAGAAGGGGAUCUUGGAGGGCUGGACGGAGGGUGAUGAUGGGAGGGAGGAAAGGAGGGUGGGUGAAGAAGGGGAAGAUUGAGGGGAGGGGAGGGAGCACUGAGUGUCCCACAACCUGCACGUCUGGUCACCGCCGCGCCUAGCUGCCUGUCUACGUGCCUCACCCACCUUCCUCACCCUUUGUUACACUCCCUCGUCGCCCCUCCGUGCAUUGUGGGAUAACCCCGUGUUCCCUACCGUUGCGUUGCUGCCGCCACCCAUCUCAGCGUGUCCAAGACGCUGCGGCGGGGACCACAAGCGCGUUACAUUUCCUAGGAGCUUUAUUCACUGACUUGGCGAUAUUGUUGAAGGCGGAUAUUUUUUUUUCGGGGGCAUAUGUUGAUGGACUAAUUUCCGCCGUAUUGAGUGGGGGGCGGCGGAGGCGCUCUUGAGGCUCCUGCCGCCGCCGCUGGAAGGGAGCAUCACCUGGGGAGGCCACGUGCGGGCCUUGUUUAUCUCUCAGUAAGCCGCGGUGCCCACACACUGGCCGCUGCCACUCCUCCUCACGGCAGGACUCAAGAUGCGAUUCAGCCUCCCGCGGCAAGCAGUGUCUUUCUUGGCCGCCCCGUAGGUGUGUUGUCUUGACAGACAUGUUAGUCUGCGGGCGUAGGGAACCGACGUCAGGUUAGCUCUUUCCACAACUCUCUUUAUAAGGUCAGUUUGUUUUCACCUCCCCGUGCCAACUAGCACCGCUAGGACUCCUUACAUGAUUGUUCCAUAAGGCAAGUGUUCAGAAUUUUCAUGCGAGCUUUUAAAACUUAUUUAGUCUCCUUGCGAAAGCACUUGUGAUUCGUUCUCCAUCAUGCCUAUUACAACAGCAAUAUAUUAGACACAUUUGUAUUUCCUACUAAUAACACUAAAGGCACAUUUUGAUGCUUCAGUUAUGUCGUCCGACAUUUGCGAGGAAACUUAAGAAAGACCGAUGAACUGCACUAAAUGCCAACUUAAGGGGUCAAGAUUCCUUACUUACGAACGGAUGUUCUUCACGGGCAAAGGCGUGAAUAGUGAAGACUAAGAAUAUCCAUUGUGGCUGCCUCAGAAGGAUCCCGCCGUUGUUUGAGCGCCGCCCAAGUGCUAAGAUUGUGUGUCUUACUGAUUCCUUUGAUAAGUGUAAUGCUUUCUAGCAGCUGUAUUAGAAGAGAAUAUAUGGAAUAGUAACGAUAAACGCCAUGUUAGACGGCCCCCACGCAGAGGUGCACCGUCGCCGCUUAGGCCAGGCGAGCGGAGGGGAGCGCCGGCAGGAGGAUGUCUUCAACACCCGAGCCUCCUCCCUCCCUCCCGCCUGAGCCGCCCGGCCGGGCAGGGUAAGGCGGAGAGCGAAGGAAGGGUUGGCAGCCCUGGCUGAAGCAACAGUUGCAGCGGGAGGCGGGGGAAAAGGGGAGGUAAGCGGGGCGGAGUCAGGGAGAUGGGGUGGUUGGGUGAGUGGGCGGAGCCGAAACUGCGGGGGUGAUGGGCGGAGAAUCGGGGGUUGCGGGAGGGGAAAGUGGGGGGAAAGAGCGUGGUGGGGGAGGAGGAGUUGGAUGCCAGAUGCACGAUGCUACGAGAAAGAUUACGCGAGUUUUUGACUUGGGGGAGUUUUAACUGCACUUUCGAUGACUCUGAUGGAAUAUUAUUAUGGAACUGUGGGGUGCAAUUUCUUGAUGGGAGAAACUCGCAGUUUCUGAAGUUGUUGCUUUGGAAGUUAGAUUGUAUAAAUUUGUGUUGCAUUGCUACGUUUCGUUCUUUUUUAUACAUUCGACGUUUAAUUUUGAGAGGUAAAAAAGACCUUGAGCUGAAUUUGUCUAUUUUCUUAAUUUUGUCUUGAAAGUGAGGGUGCGGCCUGAGGAGGUGAGAGGUGCUGUGUAGGGUGUGUUGGGUCGCCACCACAGGCCACAAACCAGCAACCAUAUGGUAAACUGCGCAAGUCCACCACCACCACCUAUGCCAAGCGGGUUUCAUUCACAGGUAGAGAGAGCGUACUUCACACCCCAUGACGCCUCCAUGCCGCCCGUACGCCCAUAUCCCGCCGCUCCCGGUCUAUACUGUCACACCCGGCCAGCCUUGGGGACUCGGCCACCACGCGCCAGCCGCCUCGCCUUCCUCCUCGCUCGCCACCCUCCUUGCUCUACAAUCUUAACACACCCUCCGCGCUGCUAACUGCUGUACAAUGCAACUUAACAGAUACUCCCUGAGCAGAACAGAUUCGGAGCAUGACUGCGAGGGCCGCAGUGGUAAGGGUGGCUCCUGUAAGGCCUGGGGAAUCUGCUGAGGAGACUUCUCGGCCCUCCUUGGAGUGUGUGGUGCGAGCGAGGCUGGCAAUGCAGUCGGCGGCAGCCACACUGAUAAGCGCCAGAGCCCCCAGUGAACCCAUUGCACCCAGCGAGAAGACCCACCUAGCUUAUCCAUACUGCAGUCAUUGCAACUUUGUCAUGAAUUAAACAAAAGUUGAUUGAUGUUGACUGGUUUGAGGUCGAAUGGAGGUCUUGGUGGCUGAUUGGAUGAGGCGAAUGAUGGGGCAGAAUUGGGCAAGGGAGACGUUGGGCGGGCAGCAAGCAGAGAGUGACUGGGGCAGCGAGGAGACCUGGUAGGUGCUGCCCCACAUCACUGCGGCGAGGGGCAUGCACCCGGGUAUACACUUUUCACAUACACUCGUCGUGUUUCAGACGCUUGCAUCCAGGAUGAGGGAUUGUGGGGACGGGACGCCUGCCCUGACCAGGGUUAUCCUUCGGGGUUCUUCACCCUGGUAACUACUGACCACGGCUUAGCUGGCCCGUCAGUCUGGGCAACACACAAUCCCGUUUCUAGCUCUUUAUACACCCUCAGCCGUGGUCCGUGAUCACUACUGACAAUUAGGUAACAGUUUCUUUUAAAAAUCAUGAGUAUUUAUCACGGUACGAGUCUCAAAAACGUCAGGCCACGAGGUAUUUUUGCUGCAGGCGCCGUGUCUGCCGCACUGCUCGCGGUGCUUGUGUGAUCAUUGUGUUGUGCUUGUGAACUUCUCGUGCCAGAUCGUGUCUUGGGGCCUUUGUAAGCCCCCACCGCCAGCCGCAGUGGCGUGUUGAGUGCCCGGGCAGUAGGUGAGUGUGUCGGGGUUGAAGUACCCAGGACUGAAACUGAGUGUACACUACCUCUCCUGAUCCCCCACACCACUUUUGCCUCGUCUUGAAAGCGCACUUUCAUUGUGAAAAGUAUUCUGAGACAAAGUGAACACACCUGUUCAUGGUAUUAAGCUUGACUGCCAAAACUUCGUCCGUAAGUUCCUGACACUGGCGCACCGAGAGCCAGUGGUGACGCCCUGCGUGUGGUGGACGCGGAGUAAUGAUGCAACACUAGACGCGUGCAGCCCAAACCACUGUCCUGCUGCCCACCACACCGCUCCCCGCCCAGCCCCUCAGCUGUCUUGGGUCCUCUCUUCCUGCUGCUUCUUUUACUUCCCUUACCUGCUCCUUACGCAACUGCACGCCCCUUUGAACACAUACAACAGUUUCCUUGUAUGAGUAACAAUACUACCCAAGUUUUUUCAUUGUGUUUUACCACCAUCAAUACCCUUUCCCCUACCUUCCCCCUCCUCUCUCUCAACACCACCAUCACCUCCUCCACGUCCAGCACCACCACGGCCACUACAACCAUCACCAUCGAAACCACUCCCUCCUUCACAGCCUCAUAAGCCAGUCAGCCUUGUAUACAUCUUUAGGUUUUGAGUAAACGCUUGUCCAUUUUACAUACAAUCCACAUACUGAUUGACACCGCUUCAGGCUCCCUCGGUGCUUAUUCUCAGCAUAUUCUAACAACCUCUCCACUUCUGAGUUAUCUCUAUCUAUUAUCUCUCCCCUGCUGCUCUCCACCCAACGAUCCCUUCUACUCAUUCAAAGUCAAUCGCUCAAAGUCACUCGCUCACUUUCGCCCAUCGCCCGUCGAAGAGAGAAUGGAUUACCCAAACGGGCGUAUAAGUGGGCACCACGGCCAUCCACCCUCACACCACAUGCCCGCCCCCGCCCCCGUCCCCGCCCACGCCCACGCCCCUGCCCACGCCCACCACCACCAUCACCACUACUCGAGCCACCUGCCUGACCUUCUUAGAUUCCACCAACCUCCACCGCCCAUGCUGUACCGCACGGUGGAGAAGAUGUGGGGAGGUGGAGGCCCUGGAGGAGGUGGUGGUGGAGGUGGAGGUGGAGGGCUGCCUGCAGUAGGAGGCCCUCCAAUCGUUGGUGAAGGUCACACUCCCUCUGCACACACACAAGAAGGCCAGGAUGUCAAGAUGACCUCCGCCUCGCCACCGCCCACAUCAGUGGCAACGUCACUCCCUUCUAUAUCAGCAUCGUCCACGCCACCCGCACCGCCCACGCCCAUGGACACCUCGCACCUACCGGCCAUGCUCUCCCAGCUCUCCCAGGGGCUGAGUGCCGCCGCUGCCAGCAUGCAAAGGGACUCGCCCCCGCCCACCACUAACCACCACACCCCCACCUCCAGCGCCCACCUGCCGGCUCCACCCUCGCCGACGCCCCUGGAUUCCUCUUCCUCAUCCCAGGACGUUAUGAAGAUGUUCUCAAGAAUCAUCAAGAGCGCGGCGGCACAUCAAAGAGUUACGGAAACCAGCGAAAGCGAGGCAGCCGCAGGAGGGAGCGACACCCCCCACAACGGCCCGUCGAUGCCCCCUGGACUGGGUCCGGCUGUUGCAGCAGCCGCUGCCGCCGCUGCUGCCGGGGGAGUAGGCGCCCACACCUUUCUGCAACAAACUAUGUCACAGCUUCUGCGACCCUCCUCCGCACGCCCCGACCUUGUGCCCUCCCCGCCUUCACACCUCGGCCACGGGUCAGAGACUCCGCGGCCCCCCUACUGGGGCGCCCCACAUGACCUGCGCCCCGAUGCUGACCGCCAGGACACCCACUCGCCCCCCACGAGUGACCCCACGAAGAUGGCGUUGGAGAAAGUGGACAGCAUUAGUGGGUCCUCCUCAGGAUUCCCCACCAAGUCCCCGCCGCCCCUGAAUCAGUUCAACGUGCCCGCCGAGCUCUUCCAGGUAAGCUACGGCAAAAACUUGUGUUCCAUCUCCCUUCUUGGCUCUCUCUUCUCUCUGUCGUACCUCCUCCGCCGGCUACCAGGUGGUCUUGCGGCGAGGUGGUGGCGCGACGCCCUGGCAGAAAGGAGACACGGAGGCAAGUUGUGGGUGUUAUCACCUUGGCCGAGUUAGGACCACUGAGGCCAUGGUAGCCGGAGGGAGGGAGGAAGCUGAGGCAGUAAGAUGUCAAAGUCAUUUCAUAAGAUCCUAGCGACAUUAUCUUUUUAAACGAUGGGCGUUGCCGAUGUUCUUUUGUUUCAUUGUUACUGCUGUUUAUUGCCGCCUCAUAAGUGGUAGCAUUAAGUCCUCUGGUAUAUCUUACUGCUCUCAGCCCGUGUUCAUUUCUCACUUUUUCUCCAGUAGUGAUAGAAAUCUUAUUAGUCUUCCUGGUAUUAUUACUAUUAUUAUAUGCCAUGUACUAUUUUUAUAUCUUAAUGUUAUAGUGUAAUAUUAACGUUAAUAAUGUCGAUUCUUUCUAAGACGAGUUUAAGAUCAUAAUAUUGUCAGUCAUGAAUACAAAUGAAGCUCAUAAUACUUGCAUAUUGUUCCUUUUUACUAUAGUUACUCUUAAUAUAUUGAUGUCAGUACGUUAGGCCUGUCCCUGACGACUUGUGACUCUCCCUGCUGCAAGACAACCCUUCUUUUGACCAUCAUCUUGACACUUUUUCUGUUUAACGACAUUCUACAUUACUGUGACUUCGAAAUUUCUGCACAAGACGACUGACUCUCAUUUCGACGCUAAUGUUCGCACACCGGAGUAUUAGCGGCUCGGGAUGUGCUGCUGCUGACGGUCUACACAUGCAAACAUAUACAGCAUCGCUCGCGCUCGGAUUUAGCCACGGUUCUCCUCGGCGAGUGACCAAUUACCGCCCUAAACCCACCGGGCGAGGACGCAAAAACACUGAAGUGGUGUAUAAUGUGUCUAAUUUUUCUCUCGUGUCAAGUGCCUUAAAUAACGGUGUUCCUCAGCGCGCGUUCCCCGAUCCGUGUGUUGGUUUUCUCGGCGCCUCGCAGUGCGUUCGUUGCUGCGGGAUUCUGGUUCUUUUUCUCCCAUCUUUGUGUGUACACGUUAUCCCUGAUCCUCAUAUUGUUUCGUGAUCCUCUGCUUUGUGCUGUGAGGAAGUGGUUCUUUUGGUACCUCUUCAGUCCCAUUGAUGAUGUUUCCUGGAACGUUAUGUAUCCUGGGAACGUUUUUUUGCUUUUGUUGCUUCAGAAACGAUCAACUGAGGAAAAGAUAUUUAUGUGAUCCAUUUUUUUUUUCUUUUUAAGUCGGACGAUGAUGGUAAUGAAGAGAGUUGGUAAUGAUACAGCACUUGUUGGGAUAUAAUUUAGUAAAAGUUCCAGAUUAUUUAACUGAAAAGUACACUUAUUGUUAACUGUUCAUCGAAAGAAAGUUAUGAAGGGCGUCUUAUUAUAUAUACCGUGUCCUAAUAUUCACCUUGGAAGACAUCCUUGAACUAAAAGUAUUGAUUCUUGGGGUCAUUUUCUAUUCCCAUGUAAAAAAAAAAAACAUGAAUAUCUUCCCUACCAGAGACGCCUAAAUACUGCAACUUCGCCUAUGGAUUUUUUUACCUGUAUAUUUUUUUUCCGUGGAAGUUGACCUUACACAACGAAAAAAGAAUAAUGUUUACAGAAAAGCACGUAGUAGGCUCAAUUGACCAAGAAGACCCUCUCGGCCGGAAGGACGGACCAAAUUGGCUGGUCAGCUAAUCAAAAGAGAGUUAAAGGGGAAAAAAGAAGCUUGUCAUUGGAGGGUCAUAGGGCUAUAGAGAUGAGAGGCCACGGGAGGCUGAAGGCGACUACUGGGGG